GCGGGGAGCCGCCUCCUUUCUCCGGAAUCGCGAGCUCGCGCAGAUACCCGUUUGUUGGGCAGGAUGUGUUCGAUGCUUACGUACACAGAUUGACAACUCAGAAGAUGGAAGACUGAUUUAUACUGGGAAUCUGGCCCGGGCAGUAUUUGGAAGUGCUAAUAUUUCACACGGAGCCACAUGUGAAAAAGAGGAAACAUUUGGAAGGGAUCUCAGAAAUCAUGUGACUGAUGACUCAGGUGAAAAAGAGUCUGAUGACUAGUUACUGAUCCUGCGUGCAUUUUUAAACUUUUGGACAUAUUGAAUCAUGUUCACAUUUAUGGUUUUUUCUACCCUGAUUUCUUCCAUAUUUACUGAACCUGGGAAGCUACAUUGGGUCUGCAAAUCUGCUGAUGCAACUGUUUCAUACACCUACUGUGAUAACAUGGAAAUCCCUAUUUCAAUUAAUGUUGAGCCCUGUAUAACACUGAAGGGAACCCAAGGUUUAUUGCAUAUUUUCUACAUUCCAAGGAGAGACAUGAAUCAAUUAUAUUUGAAUCUCUAUAUAUCUGUCAACUCCAUGGAUUUGCCAAAGCGCAAAGAAAUUAUCUGCAAAGGAUCUGAUGAUGUGUAUUCUUUCUGCAGAGCUCUGAAGGGAGAGACUGUGAAUACAACAGUACCAUUUUCCUUCAAGGGCAUACGGCUUUCUAAGGGACAAUACAGAUGUGUUGUAGAAGCCAUAGCUGGGAGUGCUGAAGAAAUGAUCUUUUGCUUGAAUUUUACCAUCAUACACAACCCACGUGUCAAUUAGAAUAAAUGGGUCCUAUUUUUGUUUUUCAAA
Molecule: messenger RNA, 817 nt
Organism: Oryctolagus cuniculus (rabbit)
Lineage: Eukaryota; Metazoa; Chordata; Mammalia; Lagomorpha; Leporidae
Source: RefSeq, a predicted model, not a curated record